GUAAAAACACUUAGCUCAGCUUAGCUUCGUGGAUGGUAGCGACGACACACCGCCGCAACAAAAACUCUUCAGAAAAUAGUAAAAAGGGAAAACGCUAACUAUAAUCUAUCGAUCCACGUUUUCAACAUCGAAUACCAAGGUUCUGAAUAUUCGGAAAGGGGCGUUUUUUUUUUAUUAGUUUUUGAUAAUUAAAUGGAGGAGAAGAAGGAAGACGGAGAUUCGGAGAUACAAGAACACGGACCGGAGCACUGGUUCUCAAAAUGGGAGCGGCAGUGUUUAGCCGAAGCCGAGCAGAGGGAGCCCAGCGAAGAGGAGGCCGACAACGACCAGGAUAAACUGUGGCAUCUUUUCCAGAACUCCGCUACCGCCGUGGCUCAGUUGUACAAAGACAGAGUAUGCCAUCAGCAGAGCUUGUCUUUGUGGGUGCCAUUUCAGAACGCAGCCACGGCAGUAACCAACCUGUAUAAAGAAAGCGUAGAAGCCCAUCAGAGAAGCUUUGACCGAGGCAUCCAGAUAGGCCACCAACGACGCAAUAAGGACAUGUUGGCCUGGGUGAAGAAGCGCAGGAGAACCAUCCGCCGGGAGGAUCUAAUCAGCUUUUUGUGCGGCAAAACGCCACCUCACAGGAGCAGCAGGGCGAAUACAAGGUUGGCCAUGGUGGCCCCGAGCCGUGCGAAUUCACCUGCUGAUACUGGCUCGUCCGUAGAGGCAGACCUGCAGCCCUUUAGGGAGGCCAUCGCACUGCAUGGUCUGAGCGGGGCCAUGGCUAGCAUCAGCGUGCGCUCUGGCGCUCCAGGGUCGCCCACGCACGUGAGCGGCAGUAGCAGCAAUGGAGGCGGUGCCGGAGGAGGCUCCUCCGGGUCGGGACUGGUUUGCCGCAGCAGGCGAAAUGGGCUCCAGGAUGUGGACCUGAACACUUUCAUCUCGGAAGAGAUGGCUUUGCAUCUGGACUCCACAGGCUCCGCCACAGCCGGAGGAGGCGGGACCCGCAAACGGAACUCCACCCAAUGUAGCGAUGUCAUCACAGACUCCCCGACUCACAAACGCAACCGGAUGAUCUGAAGCGCAGCCUCGCCGCGUGUGUCCAGGCUUGUGAGUGGCAGGACGGAGAGGCGUUUGGAGUUCUGUCCUAUGUCUCCUAUUCCUUUGAAACGUUGAAUCACUAAUCUGCAAUCAUACGCGCGUGCGGAUGACUGAGCCUCGACGACAGGCACACACACUUAUCAGACAUCGCUCGCUUGAGAAGGAGACCACAAAGACGGGGGUGCAGUCUGGUUUCUCAGACGGGUGAAAAAUGAACUGUGCUGCUUGAAAAGUAAAAGCCACUCUGCCCAUCUGUGCCCUUCCUUCCUUCCUUCCACCCCCCCAACCUCACCCUUCCUCACCCACCACCUUAAUAUGGAAGUGAGGGCCACGAUAAAUCAAUGGAGUUGCUCGCCAAAUUCUGGACUCGAUGUACGCUGUCACAAAACUUCGCAACAUCUUUCUGUUACUUCGCAACGUUUUAUUCUGCUAAAGGCUCGCGCUGUUCCUCGGCGUCAGGGUUGAAGCUCAACAUUUGUUGCCACUGCUUGCUGCGGUGACGGCCAAAGUGUUGUCUGCCAUCUGCUUUUUGUUGUUAAGAGUUGGCUGCCGUUUGGAUUCUGAUGAGUUGCAAUAAUAAUUUGGCACUUUGCUUUCACCACUGACUUGGCAAACAAAUCAGCUCUUCCACUUGAAGUAGCAGCUGGUGAGCAGGCCUCUUGUUGAGGCCUCAGACCUGAGCAAUAGAGCGCUCCCGCACGUACACUACUCAUAGCCGGAUAUCCCGUCGUCCUCCUCCUCUCUGAAGACACCGCAGACGGCUGACCGGAACACACAAGUGCAGGAGGAUUUGAUGGUUGCAGUGAAUGUUGGGACACCUCAGGAGCGAAGGAAUGGGUGGAUUAUUAUCGGGGUCAGACGCCUGUUCAUUCUUGUUGCCUUUCACUUUUCGGUCAGGGAGACACGCGCUGUGUGGGGAUAUCAGUCAAGGGAAGACCUCGGACCGACAUGAGCCACGUCCACCUGUGUGAGGCGGCGCACUGUCAUGUGUUCGCUUCCGAUUGUUUCCAUCCACAGCUCUGUUUUCAUGGUUCUGUUCAGUGGUUUGACGCAUGCUUUGGUUUUCUUCUGUUACAUUUUGGUCACAUAUUUCAUUCUCAUGAAGUGAAUGGCAGCCGGCUCGAACUGCAGAGAAAUUGGGAAGAAAAUUUGGGUUUUUGCUCUUCUUCUAAAUCAUCAGUUUAUCAGCAGGACCUUUUUGUUUAUUGUUGGACAUUGUGGAUUCCAUCUGGUGCCAGACUGAUGCCGGAUCAGCACCCUCUUUCUUAGUCUUGAUUAAAUCGGAGCGAAGCAUGUGAAGUAUUUUGAUUCCUUCAACAGAAACCUGGUUAUGUUUCAACCCCGCUCCCCCACAUUGGCCUCACACUUCGAACAAAUGGGGUGACUUCAAUUACACCAGUUCAUGUGGCAAAACCUGUCAAAACGCGGUGCUUGGAGGAAGUUGAAAUUCUGGGCCCAAAGUGGCCACCAUCAACGGUCCUGCUCCUCCUGACCGAAACUGCUACACGUAUGUCUGGAGCCAACACUUUUAUCAGCUGUUUCCUAACACUCUAUUUGUUUUAAAGUAAUACAUGGCUAAUCUAUAUACUUAACAUUAUUGUUGGUAUGAUAUGUGGUUCACAUUGUAAAAGGAAAUAAAACUAUUGAGUUGCUGUUUGAGAGAUGGUGUG
This is a messenger RNA of Synchiropus splendidus (mandarinfish), 2753 nucleotides long. It is a transcript of the gene hapstr1a, whose product is annotated as HUWE1 associated protein modifying stress responses a. The transcript is spliced from 5 exons. The record is from RefSeq and is a predicted model, not a curated record. Bases 193 to 1062 code for a protein of 289 amino acids. Lineage: Eukaryota; Metazoa; Chordata; Actinopteri; Syngnathiformes; Callionymidae.